Messenger RNA from Puntigrus tetrazona (Sumatra barb), 747 nucleotides. RefSeq names its product macrophage receptor MARCO-like. The record is from RefSeq and is a predicted model, not a curated record. NCBI's taxonomy places the organism in Eukaryota, Metazoa, Chordata, Actinopteri, Cypriniformes, Cyprinidae. Bases 1 to 633 code for a protein of 210 amino acids. The transcript has 11 exons.
AUGCCAGGGAAACAGGGAUUCAGAGGCAGAGGAGGGCAGUCUGGUGUACAGGGAGAGAUUGGCCCUUCUGGACCUGCUGGUUCACCAGGGCCCACGGGAUAUGAUGGAUCUGUUGGAGAUCUGGGGAGACAGGGAAAUGAUGGAUCUAAGGGAGAGAGAGGCCACCCUGGUAUCCAAGGUGCUUCUGGACUGAGAGGAGACAAGGGUCAGACUGGCCAAGGGGGAUUCGUUGGUUUUCCAGGACCUUUGGGGGAGAUGGGAAAAUCUGGAGAACCAGGGCCUGAAGGAGAGCCCGGUAUUAAGGGCCGACCAGGAGUCCCUGGAGGAACCGGGUUUAAAGGUCACAAGGGACAUCAGGGUGUUUCAGGGAGCAGAGGACAGGACGGCAUUCACGGUGCAUCUGGAUCGAUUGGACCAUCAGGAUCAGAUGGAGAUAAAGGACCUCAGGGUCCCCAAGGUUUACAGGGAAGGCCUGGUGCACCAGGAGUCCAAGGUCCCGUUGGAAAAAGCGGGGAACCAGGGAGCCUGGGCCUCACUGGCAAACCCGGAAAGCCUGGAAUCAGAGGUGUUAAAGGCAGAGAGGGUUCAGUAGGGCUUUACGGCAGUCCUGGAGAGAAGGUUGGUGGUUUGUAAAUGUACCAGUCACGUCAUGUGACACACCAUAUGAUGACAAAAUGUAAUGCAAUAAAAAGCUGAAAACAUUAUUAGCUGUAUUAAACAGUAAUCGGCUGCAGAAGCAAAAGUUUU